AUGUUAGAUGAACUAUAUAAAGCAGAACGUGGAGAGAUGGAAAAGAAACUUCAAGCAAAAGAUGAAGUCAUUGAAUCCAAAGACAAAAGCAUACAGAAAAGAAUACCGCGUUCAGUACCAAAAGGAAAGGAAAAGAGUUAUAAGUAUAUGAUAUAUACUGAAGAGAUGGAAAAUGAAGAAGAUAAAGAUAUGGUUAUGUUGCAUUUAGUGAGAAGAAACAACAAGAGCUUUUAUGACUUAGCUAAGAUAUAUAAAUCUGACAGAAACUGGUUCUAUCGUGAAAACUUACCGAUUUCAAUGACACCGAAUGAGCAAAUAA
Molecule: messenger RNA, 319 nt
Organism: Trichomonas vaginalis G3
Lineage: Eukaryota; Parabasalia; Trichomonadida; Trichomonadidae
Exons: 1
Source: RefSeq, a predicted model, not a curated record